AUGGCUACGACCUUCCUGCAGCUAAGCCAGGACCAUCUGAAGCAGCCGGGAAUGAAACUGUUCCCCAAUUACACCCCACCGAUUCCACCCCAUCACAACAACAGCAACAGUAGCAGUAGCGCAACGACAUCGACGACGACAGCUUCCGGCAACUUCUCGACAAUGUCGAACAAUGUCAACAACCAUCACUACCAUCAAAUCACCUACCAGACGCAAACCCUCGCACCGCUCCGGCUAAACCAGGACCACUUCAGCAGUUCGAAAACGAACACCCUCGGUGGAGUCGGCGGCGGUGGCGGCCCAAAUGGCUUGCCCAACGGCCGACCGAAAUAUCAGACCCAUCAUCAUCACCAUCACCACCACCACGAGCAACAGCAGCAUCCAUCGCCGCACCCGCACCACCAUCCCCUAUCCCCAGCGGACCACGAGCUGGACGUGGAUGGCUGUAGUGCCAGCAUCAGUGCGGCCAGUGGCUGCGGCGAUAAUGAGGACGACAGCAAUAGUGCGACCACUACAUCGCCGCCGCACAGUCCGUGUUCGCCCAUCCCGCCGGAACUCCCGAUCCGGAACGGACUGCUGGCGGCGAAUUACAAUGUAAAUACACUUAAUCACAACAACAUCGUCGGCAACGGGACGGCCCCGCCAGCAGCAGCAGUGUCCACCGGAGGCGGUGGCGGUGGCGCCCGCAAGACUAUGCGCCACUAUCACUGAUGCGUGCGACGAGGGAGGAAGUUUCCUAGAGGGAGAGGGGCAGCUGUACAGACCAUUUAACGUGAUUGUGAUUAUUUUUCUAACGAGUAGUAUAGAGGAAAACAAUGGGCUACGGAAGGGGAGCUUAUUUGUAUUAUCGAAUUGAAGAUUUUCCGGGCAGGAAUGAGCUGCUUUCUUGGGCAAGGUAUCAUCUAAUUUGUUGAGUCUUCAAUCGUUCAAUCAGUUAUCAGAGUUGCGCAAUAUCAGUCUUAUCAGGUGACUACAUACUGAUAUUGCACAAUCGUCACUAUCACUCCAGGCCGUUCAAUAUCAAAACGACAAUGACAGGGUACGACCUGAUAUUGACCCGCACUCUAGAUCACAAUCAUUGCAACUGUUGUGUUAUUUUAGUGGGUUUCGCCAAAACUCAAACUUUUUUGUGAUCAACAUGCAAAAUUGUUAUUUUGUACCACAUAUUAAAAUAUCAUUUAGGUAAAUCUUCAUUUGGAUUUUUAAACGAAUUUUAAAGAUGGCCUAUCAGUGAUUUCCACACACCAUCACAGUCAGUCCAGUUCUGAUGGAACAAGGAAAGUGACGGUGACUGAAUAGAGCGCACGCUGACUUGGAUCGCAGUCGGCGUAUCAAAAUCAGCGAUUUGCUUACCAUUGACAGUGACAGAGUGCAACUCUGUCAGUUAUGUGUAUUGUCAUAACAUAACAAAUCGACAUUUCAUUAUACCGAUUCAAGAGGAUUUUGAUAACUGGUUGCACCAGAAUCCCCCAAAACAACAUUUUUCUUAUUUUCGUUUUAAGAAAGGGAUCUUUGUGAUAUCUUAAACUUUGAAAAAGUGGAAAAAUGACAACAUUUUUUCCAAUAUCCGUUUUAAUUUUUUUUAAUAUUUUUUUUUAAAUUCUAUGGAAAAUCCGAUAAUUUUUACCUGAAUGCUAUGGUCUAAGUUACAACUUUCUCAUAUUGAUGUCAUCAUUUUUAAGUAUUUCAUAAAGUAAACCUAAAGUUUUUUUUUUCAGUUUUAUUUUGAAUUUGAUCCGAAAAUUCUUAAUGAAGACUUCAUGGAUUUGCGAAUGAAAAAUCAUCAGACGAAUUUAAUCAACAUAUUUCAGGGUGUAAAGUCAAGGAAAGUUGCUGACGAAUUUUUUGUUGAGAGUCACGAUCUCUAAAUGAAAUUGUUUCACGAUCUACAAAAGAUGAUAUUUUUGCAGUAAUCCGAAAGACAUUUUCAACAGAUAUUUCAGAGAAAAUUUCCAGUUGAAUCUUAUUUUUAAUGCCUUCAAGAAAUGUUUUGCUUCUUGAACAAUCUCAUUUCUGCGAACCAGCUGAGUAACCAGCUCUUAAGCUCUUAAAAUAAUUAGCUUCCUACAAGUACGGGCGCCCAGAAUUACCCCACAAAAUUCGCCGGAAAUAACUCUACGGAAUCUGGAAAAAAUCUAUCAAAGAGUCAAACCUGAAUAUUCUACAGAGAUUUCUAGAGUUUCAUACUGGAAUUAAUUCAGAUAUUCCGCUAGCUAUUCCUCCAAAAUUUAUCAAAAGGUUUGCUUGGACAAUCUUGCAAGCAUUGCUUCUGAAAUUCUUCCAUGAUUCACCAAAGGAUGCAUUUGGAUAACAAUUCAUAGAUAUCUUCAGAUACUACUCCAUGGAUUCCUGUAAAAAUCCUUCAGAAAUUCCCAAAUCGAAUUAUUCAGUUUUUUUUUCUGAGAAUUGAAUAAAAUCUUCGGAAAUUUCUCUGAGAAUUUAUUUAAGAGUUCCUUUAGGGAUUCACUCACUCGCAGUUUUCUUUAGAAUGUUUUUCUAAGUUUUCUAAUUUACAGAGAAAAAAAUAAAGAACUCCUUUAUAACAUUAUCCUUAGAUUCCUUUCGGAAUUGCUCCAUGGAUUCCUUUAGAAAAUUAAAAUAACAACCCUUUCUGAAACACAUCUACGGAUUCCUUUCGCAAAUUAUUUUUAAUACAUCUGCCAUGGAUUUCUUUAGAAAUUGCUCUAGAUUUUAUUAUAGACAAACCCCUAGAAGAUCCUUCAAAAAUUCUCCAAGAAAUCCGCUACAAAAGCUUCCAAGAUUUUCCUCUGAAAUUCCUUCAUAAAUUUCUUCAAAACUCCGUACGAGGAUUCUUUCAGUAAAUCUCGGAUUGUUUUUCAAAAAUGCUUUCAGUAUUUUUGCUCAGAAAAUUUAAAGCUCAGAAAUUUCUCCACGGAUUUCUUCAGAAAAUCUUUCACAAACUCCUUUAUGAAUUUUUCCAAAGUAUUUUAAGAAAAUUCUUCCAGGGAUUCCUUAAGAAAUUUCCCUGGAAAUUACUUCAGAAUUUUUUUUAUAUGACAUCAUUAUAGGUUUGUUCAAGGAUUCCAUCAUGAAAUCAUCUAUGGGUUGCUUUCAAAUUGCUGCAUGGAUUUUCCAGAACGUUUCCUUCAGAAAUUUCCUUGAGAAUUGAUCCAGAAAUUUAUCCACGAAAUCAUUUAUGUAGAUUUCCAUGAGUUCCUACUGAAACUCCGCUAGAGAUUGCUUCAGAAAUUCUUCUACGAAUUCGUUAAGGAAACGCUACGAAGAUUUCACUGGAGAUUCUUUCUCAAUUUUUUAAAGGGAUUCAGAAAAUUCUGUCAAAGAUUCUUUCAUGAAUUUUUCCAGUGGUUUCUUUGAAAAAAAAAAACCCAGAUACAUUCAGAAAUUCAUACAGAUACUUCUUCAGGAAGUCCAUGAGGGAUUUGUUGAGGAAUUGCUCUAAGAAUUCUAUUGAAAAUUACCGCCAAAUUGUGUCCAAGAACUUCUUCAGGGAUCCAUCCAGAAAAUCCUGGAGAUUCCUCCAGGAGAGAUUCCUUUAGAAUUUGCUCCAGAUAUUUCUUUGGCAUUUCCUUCAAGGAUGACGAUUUCACCGCGGAUUCUUUGAAGAGUUUAUUCGGAAAUGUUUCAUAGAAAUUUAUACAGGAAUUGCUUUAGAAACAUCUCAAGAGUUUUUUCAAACGAAUAAGGGAUCUUUAUAGAAGCUUAUCUAUUUUAUUCGGUAAUAUGUUCACAAAUUGCUUCAGGAAUACACUCAGCGAUUUCUUCAGAAUUCAUCCAUCAAUUUCUCCACUUGGUUUUUUUUUUAGAAAAUUUAAGGAUUUCUUCAGGAAUUUCUCAAAGAUUACUCAAUCAACUUUUUUUUUUGAAUUUUUCCAGGAAUUUUUCCAGCCGGGUUUUUAUUCCAAGAAUUUCCCAGGGUUUAGUUUUCAGAUAUUCGUCUAGAUCUUUCUUCAAAAAAUCUUUCUGAGAUUCAUUCAGAUAUUCACGCUCUAAUAUUUCGUCAGAGAUUCUUCAAAGUUUGAGGAAUUUCUUCAGGGAUUUGAAUGCGAGAUUCUUCAACAGUUCUUUCAUGGAGUUUUACAGAAACUCAUCGAAAAAAUUUUUUGAAAAAAAUUCUACAGAGAUUUAUUUGGAAAUUCUUCUGACGGUUUCUUAAAGAACUCCAUGAGUAAUUCCUUGUGGUCUUCCUGGAGAAAUUCCUACACGAUUUUUUUAGAAAUUGCUCCUGUGGCUCCGUUACAUAUAUCUCCUGGGGUUCUUUCAAAAAUUCAUGUAGGAUUUCUUUCUGAUAUACCUCCAGGGAUUUCUUUUUUUCUCGAAGUUCUUCCAGAAAUUGCAUAAAAAAUGCCUGGAAGAAUUCCAAGAAGAAUCUAUGAAGGAAAUUCUAACGGAAUCCCUGGAUGAUUCUCUGAAGGAAUCCUAUCUUUAAAAACUCCUUUUUAUAACUUUGUUUUUGAACCAUUUUUCAGAAACAAACACCAUGGGUUCUCAGGAUUGAAAAUCAAUAAGAAAAUCAAAAACGCAGAAAAAUAUCUAGAGAAGUUGAAUGUUGAUAACAACUCUUGGUAGAAGUUUUGAUAUUGUUGAUUUGAUGGUCAAAUUUAUGAAAAAAAAAACACGACAUUCUAUGGCAUGUUAUACAAAUGUGUGAAAACUCGAUGGUUACAAAAUAAUCCUAUCAGUGUUUCUGUUUUGUUUUUUUUAACCAUGUGUGUUGCUUGGAAACAGAAUGGUCUUUUAAAAAAAAUUCUGGGAACACUGGAGUUGCUGAAAGUUCUUUUGAGGUAAUUCUCGAGGAAUUGCUGAAAAAAACACCGGUAGCUUACUAAUAAUUAGUUUUAUUUAUUUUUUUUAGAGGGACAUUUUGAUUUGAAUCCCUUGGAAUACAUCGGUAAAAUUCUUACAAAACUAUAGACAUGAUUUUGGAAGAAAAUACAUAUUGUUGCAUGAUUUCUCCAAGAUUUUUCUGGCGGAAUAAUAUAAGUGUAAUCUCGUAAAAAAAAUAAAGAAAUUUAUUUCAACACUUCAGGCUUAAACUCAAGAGAAAUGCUUGGAAAAAAAUAAUUUUGUUUAAAAUAUUUGGAGCUAUUUCCAGAAACAACCACCGUUGAUGCACAGAACUGAAAGCAUAUAAGUACAACACGCUCAAACACAACAAAAAAUCUAAAGAAGUUACCAAAGUUCUGAAGACCGUUUUAAACAAAAUAACAGAUUUUGGCAAAACACACAGUCAUAUGGCUGAAUUUGUAAAUGAAAAAUUGUGAAAUUUGUUUCGUAAAUUAAAAUUUGAUUAAAUUUAAGACUCCAUGGGGGUAUUUUGGGGGAGUAUACAUACAUAUUAUGUCAAACAAAACAGUUCGAAAAUGUGUUUGUUUACUCGGCGGGUGUGGGACAUUUCAAAUAUCACUAAGAGGAUUCCUAUUUUUAUUUGAAGAAAUGUUCAUGCUGGGCUUUAAAAGAAUCUUGUGAAAUUCCAAACUGUAAAGAGUUAAGUUGUUAUUGGUGAAAUUUCUUCGACUUUUUUCUGAUGCUUUUCUAAAAACAAAUUCAGCAUUUUGUUUUUAAUUUCGGAAAAAAAAAUCUUCGAAAUUAAGGUUUACAAAAAUUCUUGGGUGUAUACUAAAGAAUUUCAUAACUAUAUUUUUAUUGAAACCCACAAGAACUCAACACAACUCAACUCAAAGAAACUUCCACAAAGAAAUGUUUGAUAUUGCUUUCAAGGUAAUCCUUGGGGAAUUUCUGCAAAAAAAAACAGUAGCUUUUCUGAACAUUAUUUUUUAAUUUUUUUAAAUUUCCAGUAAUUUUAAUAUUUCAAUAAUUCAAUAGAUUCAGUGAAAUUGUGAAAAUUUAUUAGAGACUUUUACAUGAUAUCUUGAUUAUAUUUUAUAUUUUUGGUUUUUUUAUUGAUUUUAUCAAUAUUAUAUAAUCUAUGCAUGGAAUGGUCGUUCCCAUUUCAGAAAAAAAGGGGCGCAGUAGUCGGGAAUUCCACGACGUAAUCUCGAACUAAAUGCGUUGCUCCCAGUAAUCACAAUACCCGUCAUAUUUGUAGUUAUUCAGAAAGCUUUUCAUGAAUCUACUGCCAACCAGACCAGAAUAAAAUAUCCAUAUUUAAACUAGCUUGACCAUCCAGCAAGGAAAGCUGUUUUUUACCUUUUUUUUUAAUAUACGGACAUUGGAGAGACCUUACAAUAUGCCAAAUAUACAAAGUUUUGCAAAAAUUUGAAAAAUUGUCCAUUUACUAAAAUCCUAAUAUCUCAGCUUCUAGACAAGAUAUUUUAAAUCUUUUUUUUAAGAGAAAAGACGCAUACAAAUAGUACUAUCAGAUAAAACUGUCAAAAUUGAAAAUAAAAAAUCGUGCAUGUAUUUUUUUCUCAAAUUUAGAUGAAAAAUUCUCAAAAAAUAUUCCUUUUAUUAACAUAAAAACGGUUCUACCGUCAAUAUAAAUACAAUAUUUAAAAAACUUAUCCCCUUCAAGAAUUCAUAGAAGUUCAUAGAAAAAUACAAAAAUAUUGAAAAAAUUCAGAAAUUGAAAAAUUAUUACGAAAAAAUGAUUUUUUGAGACUUUUCAUGAAAAAAGGCCAUUUUUCAAAAAUCGCCCUAGCGGAACCUCUAAAUAUUUUUUAGAAAAUCGAAAUGUUCUACAAAAAUGCUUCAAAUAUGCAUAUCUUUCAAUUAAGGGUUGAGCACCUUGACUUUUCGAACAUCGAUUUUUUUUGGACAGUCUAAUGUUUGAUGCACUUCACAGAAAAGUUAUAGCCAGUUGAACACUAUUCGAAAAAAAAAUCUUUCUCCUGUUUUUCUUCUUCCUUCUUCGGCAUAUUUAUAAAGAGAUCUGGAAUCAAUAAGCACGAAAUGUUUGAGUUUUUUUAUCUUAUUAUUUUGCGGAUUUGUUAUUUGUUUUUUUGAUUCUACGAACGAUUCUUGCUAGAAUGCUUAUGGGAUCUAAGGUUGGUGGAAUGGGUUUGUUGGCACGUUCCGAUGAGUGUGAUUAUUGUUGAAAAAUUAUGUAUGUGAGUGAGAUUACGAUUGAAAAUGGAUACAUCUCCAGAAAUUACACCUGUGGCAAUUACAUUUUUUUUUUCCUGUGUAGUACGAAGUUCUAGUAGAAUUCCUUGAAAGAGCAAUGAUGCUAAUUUAUGUGCUUCCUGUUGAACUUUCGUGAAUAAUUUGCUGCGGAAUACGCUGAAAAAUGCUUUCACAGCACGCGUAAUGAUUUUUUUUUUAACAUUUCAUGAAAAUAAUUUAAGCAAUUCUAGGGAAAAUGCUUAACAAAAUUGAAGGAAUGCAUUUAAAAUCCUAGAGUUGUCUCUAGGAAUAUUUUUAUAAAUUCGGCAAAAAUAAUUGAAAUUUGUAUUAUUAAAAAAAAAACCUUUAAUACUGUUGCAUUUUUUUUUUGUCUCACAAAGCUGCAAAAGAAUUUAGUAUUUAGUGUUCUGAAGUAAGUAUUUUUCCUAAUUUCUGGAAACGUACUGCAACAAUGUUUUUAAGAGAUUUACCGCAAUGCGGCAUUCACCACUGAACAAUGUUUUUGUUAUCCCUUUAUCAUCAGUUUCAAAUAACCCAGUAGGAAAAUUGCUCAAAAAUGUUUUUGAAGAAACUUUCAGUUAUUUUGUUGUUAAAACAGCUGAAUUGAAACUUAACUGAAAAUUAAUAUCAUGUUAGUAUUUGCAAGGUUACUUAAGAACAACAAUCAAGGAAUUUUGGGCUUGUAAAAGUAGAACAAAUAAUAUGUUUAUUUGUUGCUGGGGUCGUCUGAUGCCAAGAUUAAUUAUUUUAAUUUUCUUUUGUGAAGAGUCGAUUACAUAUUGAUACUCGUUUGAAUAAUUGUUAAUUUUCAAAUUGGUGAAAUUAUACUGAAUGCUUGCACACUCAAUCCUGAAUAUCCUGUUUGGUACUUUUUUGACGAAAAUAGAACAGCAGAACUAUUUCGGUUGCUCGAUAAUCGAUUUUACAGAGGCUCGGUACAUAAAAUGUGGAAAACGUUGGCGAAAGGUGAACAUUCCAUUUUUGCUGUAUUCAACUGUUCUAGGUACUUCAAAAAUUUCUAAGUUCUUCUAAAAAUUUCGGUAUGCAAAAUGUAUAUGGCUCGUGGAUUUCAAAAAAUAUAUGAUAAAAAUUGCUAACAUUUUAUCAUUUUGUGAGAAAACGUAAUUUAUUAUGAAUUGUGUGGUAGCAGUGGAUUUUCUAAAUUUCUGCGAUGCCUUCAAAUGUAUCGAUUUGACAAACUGUGAUGACUAAUUCUUGUGAUAGAAGAAGGGACUGAGUGGGUUACAAAUUACAGGUCGGACUCAAUUAUCCGGAGUCGUGUUCAAAGGCUUUCCAAACAAAUCUGUGGCAGACGAAAGCUGUAUAAAACCUUUAUUUUGAUUGGAGUGGCAAUAUAUCAGCUUUUACAACAAUUCCGUUCGCCAGAUAGGGUCUGGGACCAUUUGGGCAGGAACACCUAUGUUAGGCACUUGCUGCUAUAACUCAGUCAAUUUGGAACCGAUUGACUUGAAUUUUGAGAAACGAUCAGAUAGGCACAGUAUCUAGCCAUGACCAAAAAUUCAAGUCAAUCGGUUCAAAAUUGACUGAGUUAUAGCAGCAAGUGCCCAGAAUAGGUGCUCCUGGCCAAAUGGUCUCAGAGCCUAUGUCCAUUCUGCUAAACAAACUGGUACUUUACCCAAGAAAAUAGCUCAUUCUUGUGUCGAAAUAGAAUAAAAAGAAAACCCUAGCAAAUAGAAAACAUAAAACAAUUCAAGCAAAGCAUUCUUACGAAAACGAUGUGACUAAGAAAAAUCGAACAAACCAUAUUGUAAAUCGUCAGCAUCACCUGUGCAAAUUUCCACAAGCAAUAUCUUCUUGACAAAUCCUGCAUCCAAUACGUAUACUGUAUGUGCGUGUGUGUAUGUAUUAUGAAGCGCCAGACUACCUACCUACUAUUACAAUUUGAUCAAAAUCACGAAACGUACUACACUUCUUAAAAUAAUUUAAGCAAAGUUCCAAACUCAAAGCCACUCGGUGUUGCGGAGUGACUCUACACAACUGCGAAUUGAUCGUUUCUUUUGAUGAUGUGAUUCUAAGUUUAUGGUUUGUAAAACUUUUUUUUUGUAAAAAUCUAAUUGUUGAUGAUGUAUUCACACUGUGUAUAUACUUAGACGAGAAAACGGAAGCAAAACUAAAUUAAUUUGAAACAAAGAAGAACUGUGUAUAUGAACAAAAAAUCUAAGGAUAGCGCUAGGAAUAUUCUAAUGACGUAAAUCUUAAAAUCAAAAAAUCCUUAAACUGAUCUACAAAUCGCAAAAACACACGGAAUUUAUAUCAUAGAAGAUAGACAAAUAUAAUAGGACUAUAUAGGAGCAGCUACAGCUGGACAGCUACUGAAAACUACACGUUUUUAUCAUUAUCAAUCACGAAUGUUUUCACGUAAAAGAGAAUAAUAAAAACAACAAACAGUCAAACUUGAAACCGUACUUCUAGGAUAAACUUAGCUAAAACAAACUACAUUAAAUGCAAAUGUCGCGUUUAAAACGUCUACAUUUAAGGAACAAGCAUCGGAAGAAAAGCAAAUCCGACCGAACCGAGCAACGGAAAAAACGACGGGAAGAAAAUUGAAAGCCGAAGAAACGAAUGUGUCGCUUGUAAAUAUUAUACAUACGUAGUAGUCGAUUGAGGUGAACGAAAACGAAGAAACAUUGAUGAGAAUAAACGAGUAUUUUUGAUUAAAAUAAA
Aedes albopictus (Asian tiger mosquito) is the source of this 9690-nucleotide messenger RNA. RefSeq names its product protein bunched, class 2/F/G isoform-like. Lineage: Eukaryota; Metazoa; Arthropoda; Insecta; Diptera; Culicidae. Bases 1 to 711 code for a protein of 236 amino acids. The transcript has a single exon. The record is from RefSeq and is a predicted model, not a curated record.